AUGGCAGCUUCCAUGUCUGGUGAGCAGAUACAGGCUCUAGCCAACCAACUUGAACCGAUCAACCCCACUGGCCUAGGUAGAGCAGUUCAGGUUGUUGCCAUUUUCUUAGGUGUUGUUUGUACCAUCGUCGUGUCCCUCCGGAUCUACGUUCGAGCUGGUUUGUCCGGAGCGUCAACAAGAAUAUGGGGUGUGGAAGACUAUCUGGCUCUGUUCGGAACUCUUCCAUUCCUGCCAUCCGUCGUCUUCGCCGUGUAUGCUGCUCGCUAUGGCGUCGGUUCACACGAUAACGCCAUUCCGUCUCCGCUCUACCUUAUUCGAGCAACCGAGUACGUGAUCUUCUGGGAGAUUCUGUACUUUAUAUCUUCCACUAUCAUCAAGUGUGCGAUUGGCUUUACCUGCAUUCGCCUGGACCGGCGAAGAGAGAUAGUGAUCCCAAUAUCUAUCAACAUGGCCAUCAUGGUCAUCAUCGCAAUACUCGCCUUAGUAUUUGUGUUCGCCAACUGCAGACCUCUCGCAGCGACUUGGAACCCAGCACUAGGAACGUGUCAAACGUUUAUCAGCCUGCAAACAGUCAGCUACAUUGUUUCCGCUAUCCAGAUGGUCACCGAUUGGGUGUGCGCAGGCGUCCCAUUCGUCAUAGUUGCCGGGCUACAGAUGUCGCGCCGCAAGAAAGUAUCCGUCAUCUGCAUUCUGGGACUUGGAGUUUUUGCAAGCGUGGCAACAUGCGUUCGCAUGCCAUACCUCAAGUACUAUGACACCACGAAGUACCCGACCGACAUAGCAUAUCAUCUUGGUGUCAUCAACAUCACCUCGAACAUUGAGUGUGGUCUAGGCAUCAUUGGAUGUUCCCUUCCACCUCUGCGUAAGCUGUUCAAAUUUUAUUACGGUUCUUCACACGAUGGGGAUUACAAGUACCCAAGAGAGAGUGAGAACGCUCUCGGGGGUUCUGGCCGAGGCAUCAAGUUGAGCUCGAUUAGCAAUGGCAAUCCAGGCUACCACGCGUCGGCUAGGCGUGCCAACUCCGGUGCUCUUGAGCUGGAGUUGGAAGAUGACGACUCGAGUCGCAUGGGCAUCAUGCGGAAGACCGAAGUUCAUGUUAGCUCAGCCUCCUUUCGCCAUGCCUGA
Molecule: messenger RNA, 1125 nt
Organism: Diaporthe batatas
Lineage: Eukaryota; Fungi; Ascomycota; Sordariomycetes; Diaporthales; Diaporthaceae
Exons: 5
Coding region: 1-1125 (374 amino acids)
Source: RefSeq, a predicted model, not a curated record